Messenger RNA from Peromyscus leucopus (white-footed mouse), 1907 nucleotides. It is a transcript of the gene Mfap3, whose product is annotated as microfibril associated protein 3. Lineage: Eukaryota; Metazoa; Chordata; Mammalia; Rodentia; Cricetidae. The record is from RefSeq and is a predicted model, not a curated record. The coding region runs from base 253 to 1299 and encodes 348 amino acids. The transcript is spliced from 3 exons.
GACCUCCGCGCGGAGGCGGGGUCGCCUUCGAGGAGUGCUUCCGGGUCAAGCAUCCGCUGGGGCGGAAGGAGCUGAGUCCGGCGAGGCUGGCCUCCACACGUCUCAUCCUUUGAAUAGUGAAAGCCUCGGAACACUGUUGGACCACUUCUUUGGAAAACUCUUCUAUCAGCAGCAAGUCAUUCACUGCGAUCCUGUUGAGCAUAGCCACAUUUGAGUUUUCCAAGUCUAAAGAAGACUGUCUUUGCUUUUCCCAUGAAGCUGAAUCACUGUCUGUCCAUCUUAGUGGUGGUCACUCUUGUGCCAGCUGCUCUGGUUCUGGAAGAUGUGGCCCCACUGGGAGCAAAUCAGAGUUCUUACAAUGUAUCAUUUCUCCCGAGCUUUGAACUCUCAGCAGGUUCCUACUCUGGUGAUGAUGUCAUCAUAGCCAAAGAGGGAACAAAUGUUUCCCUGGAGUGUCUUCUCACAAUGGAUCAGUAUGGAGAUGUCCACUGGUACAACUCGAAAGGACGGCGGCUACAUGGCAGAGGUGGAAAAUGGUUGGUUUCCGAUAGCUUCCUAAAUAUCACCAAUGUCGCCUUUGAUGACCGAGGGCUCUAUACGUGUAUCGUCACCUCUCCAACUCGUGCCUCCUACUCAGUCACCCUCCGUGUGAUCUUCACCUCUGGAGACAUGAGUGUCUACUAUAUGGUUGUCUGCCUGAUCGCCUUCACAAUCACACUCAUCCUGAAUGUCACUCGGCUAUGCCUGAUGAGCACCCAUCUCCGAAAGACUGAGAAGGCCAUCAAUGAGUUCUUCAGGACUGAGGGGGCUGAAAAGCUCCAGAAGGCCUUUGAGAUAGCAAAGCGCAUCCCCAUCAUCACCUCAGCCAAAACCCUGGAGCUUGCCAAGGUCACUCAGUUUAAGACCAUGGAGUUUGCCCGCUACAUUGAAGAACUAGCCAGAAGUGUCCCUCUCCCGCCCCUUAUUCUGAACUGCCGGGCCUUUGUUGAGGAAAUGUUUGAGGCUGUGCGAGUGGAUGACCCCGAUGACAUGGGAGAGAGAAUCAAGGAGAGACCUGCCUUGAAUGCUCAAGGUGGCAUCUAUGUGAUUAACCCAGAGCUGGGACGAAGUAACUCACCUGGUGGAGAUUCGGAUGACGGUUCUCUCAGUGAGCAAGGCCAGGAGAUAGCAGUGCAGGUGUCUGUCCACCUUCAGUCAGAGACCAAAAGUAUCGGAACAGAUUCUCAAGACAGCAGUCACCUCAGCACAUGUGAUGACCUGGCAGCACCUACUGAGGGCAGCACUCACCCCGGAGAAUGAGCAUGUGACCACUGACAGCUUGCCCAGUGCUCAGGAAAAGAGCUUGCUAUGAGGACAUAGCAUUAUUACAAGAUGACCAGGGUCUUCCCCUGAACCUUAAGCACACCAGACCAUGAAUUGCCAAAGUCCUUGUGAAAAGACAUUUUUCUGAUAAAAGGUUGCUGAAGCGAUGUGUGCUAAAAGUGAAAGGCUGUUAACACAGUGAGACUUCUUUUCUGGUCACAGUUUUUCUUUGGCUCUCAUGUGACACAUUGAAGCCCGGGUUUCCCCAUCAGUGAAAUAAGGGAUUUGUUGUCAGUGAGUUGUGUCUGACCCAACACUUACCUGUAGCCCUUACGCCAGCCUUUCACUAGACCUUUGGUUCCUCUCUUGGAACUUUAUUCUGCACUCCAGUUGUCUACACCAGUGCCACACACGGAGAUGCUCUGCCCUGGGGCGUGAGCAGUCACAUGUGCCGGGACAGAUGUUUUCAGUGAGGCACCGCUAUGUUACACAGAUGCAGAGAGUCAGUUGUCAUUAAAAAACCAUUUUCACUGGGUGUGGUAGCACAUGCCUUUAAUCCUAGCACUUGGAGACAGAGACAAGCAGAUCCCUGAGUUCAAGGCCAA